Messenger RNA from Fukomys damarensis (Damara mole-rat), 13335 nucleotides. It is a transcript of the gene Hspg2, whose product is annotated as heparan sulfate proteoglycan 2. Gene Ontology annotation, cellular component: cell-cell junction. NCBI's taxonomy places the organism in Eukaryota, Metazoa, Chordata, Mammalia, Rodentia, Bathyergidae. Gene Ontology annotation, biological process: cell-cell adhesion. The record is from RefSeq and is a predicted model, not a curated record. Bases 1 to 13335 code for a protein of 4444 amino acids. Gene Ontology annotation, molecular function: calcium ion binding; cell adhesion molecule binding. The transcript is spliced from 99 exons.
AUGUACCUAGGGUCAGCACCCAAAGGUUUCGUGGCCCAGGAGACUGCUGAUCUUUUCAUCAUCGUGCAUGAGACGUUUCCCCCUGGUGUCCAGAAAACAGACUCACGGAAGUACCCAGGCUCGUCCUGCAGCCCAGAGGAAUGUGUCUUCUGUGGUCUGGAGGUGACCCACGGGCUGAGGGCCUACGAUGGCCUGUCCCUGCCCGAGGACACGGAGGCUGUCACAGCAGGUCGGGCUGGCUGGAGCUACUCAUACCUUUCAGACGAUGAGGACUUGCUGGCUGACGAUGCUUCUGGGGAUGGCCUGGGCAGUGGGGACUUGGGCAGCGGGGAUUUCCAGAUGGUGUACUUCCGGGCGCUGGUCAAUUUCACACACUCCAUUGAGUACAGCCCUCAGCUGGAGGACGCAGGCUCCAGGGAGUUCCGAGCUGUGUCAGAGGCUGUGGUGGACAGGCUGGAGUCAGAGUACUUGAAGACCCCUGGAGACCAGGUCGUCAGUGUGGUGUUCAUCAAGGAGCUGGACGGCUGGGUCUUCGUGGAGCUGGAUGUGGGCUCGGAAGGGAAUGCAGAUGGGGCUCAGAUUCAGGAGGUGCUGUACACGGUCGUCUCUGGGGGCUCCAUCGGCUCCUACAUCACCUCCCCCCAGGGGUUCCAGUUCCGACGCCUGGGCACAGUGCCCCAGUUCCCAAGGGUCUGCACUGAGACUGAGUUUGCCUGCCACAGCCACAAUGAGUGUGUGGCCCUGGAGUACCGCUGUGACCGGCGGCCCGACUGCAGGGACAUGUCUGAUGAGCUGGACUGCGAGGAGCCAGUCCCGGAGGUCGUUUCUAUGCCAUCUGUGGUACAAGAGAUGUCGCCUUUAACACCCCGGUCACCAGAGGCAACCACCACACGGCGGCCACCGGAUACCCUCCGUCCCCAGCCUCUGCUCCCCGAUCUAGCCAGACCCAUGCUCUGUGGGCCCCAUGAGGCUGCAUGCCAUAGCGGGCCCUGCAUCCCCAAAGACUACCUCUGCGACGGGCAGGAAGACUGCAAGGAUGGCAGUGACGAGCUGGACUGCGGGCCACCCCCACCCUGUGAGCCCAACGAGUUCCCCUGUGGGAAUGGGCACUGUGCGCUCAAGCUGUGGCGCUGUGACGGUGACUUUGACUGCGAGGACCGCACCGAUGAGACCAACUGCCCUGCCAAGCAACCUGGUGAGGUGUGUGCGCCCACGCAGUUCCGGUGCAUCUCCACCAACACGUGCAUCCCGGCCAGCUUCCACUGUGACGAGGAGAGUGACUGUCCCGACCGCAGCGACGAGUUUGGCUGCAUGCCUCCCCAGGUGGUGACCCCUCCCCAAGAGACCAUCCAGGCCUCCCGAGGCCAGACGGUGACCUUCACCUGCGUGGCCAUUGGCGUCCCCACCCCCAUCAUCAACUGGAGACUCAACUGGGGCCACAUCCCCUCUCACCCCAGGGUGACCAUGACUAGUGAGGGUGGCCGUGGCACGCUGACCAUCCACGACGUGAAAGAGGCGGACCAGGGCGCCUACACGUGCGAGGCCAUGAACGCCCGCGGCAUGGUGUUUGGCAUUCCUGAUGGUGUUCUGGAGCUCAUCCCGCAGCGAGGCCCCUGCCCCGACGGGCAUUUCUACCUGGAGCCCAGCGCCUCGUGCCUGCCCUGCUUCUGCUUUGGCGUCACCAACGUGUGUCAGAGCAGCCGCCGCUUCCGGGACCAGAUCCAGCUGCGCUUUGACCAGCCUGGUGACUUCAAGGGCGUGAACGUGACGUCACCCUCGCAGCCCGGCACGCCGCCCCUCGCCUCCACGCAGCUGCAGGUAGACACCGCCCUGCAGGAGUUCCAGCUGGUCGACCUCUCACGCCGCUUUCUCACCCACGACUCUUUCUGGGCUCUGCCAGAGCUGUUUCUGGGCAAUAAGGUGGACUCCUACGGCGGCUCCCUGCGCUACAGCGUGCGCUACGAGCACUGGGUGCAUGAGUCCGGCCGGCCGGUGCAGCGGGCCGAGAUGCUGCAGGUGCUGCAGAGCCUGGAGGCGGUGCUCAUCCAGACGGUGUACAACGCCAAGAUGGCCAGUGUGGGGCUGAGUGACGUCACCAUGGACACCACAGUCACCCACGCCACCAGCCAUGGCCGCGCCCACAGUGUAGAGGAGUGCAGGUGCCCCAUUGGCUAUUCCGGCCUGUCCUGUGAGAGCUGUGAUGCCCACUUCACCCGGGUGCCCAGUGGGCCCUACCUGGGCACCUGCUCCGGCUGCAACUGUAAUGGCCACUCCAGCUCCUGUGACCCUGUGUAUGGCCACUGCCUGAAUUGCCAGCACAACACGGAAGGACCGCAGUGUAACAAGUGCAAAGCUGGCUUCUUUGGGGACGCCACGAAGCCCACGGCCACUGCCUGCCGGCCCUGCCCUUGCCCCUACAUCGAUGCCUCCCGCAGGUUCUCAGACACUUGCUUCUUGGACACAGACGGCCAAGCCACGUGUGAUGCAUGUGCUCCUGGCUACACAGGCCGCCGUUGUGAGAGCUGUGCCCCUGGAUAUGAGGGCAACCCCAUCCAGCCGAGCGGGAAGUGCAGGCCCACCAACCAGGCGAUCGUGCGCUGUGACGAGCGAGGCAGUGUGGGCAGUGCUGGAGAGUCCUGCCUCUGUAAGAACAACGUGGUAGGGCGCUUGUGCAAUGAGUGUGCUGAAGGCUCCUUCCACCUGAGCACCCACAACCCCGAUGGCUGCCUCAAGUGCUUCUGCAUGGGAGUCAGUCGCCGGUGCACCAGUUCGUCCUGGAGCCGCGCCCAGGUGCUCGGGGCCUCCGAGGAGCCUACACAGUUCAGCCUGACCAAUGCCGCGGGCACCCACACCACCAGUGAGGGGAUCUCCUCACCCUCAUCCGGGGAGCUGGUCUUCUCAUCCUUCCACAGCCUCUUGUCUGGACCGUACUUCUGGAGCCUCCCUGCACGCUUCCGGGGGGACAAGGUGACCUCCUAUGGCGGAGAGCUGCGCUUCACCGUGACCCAGCGGCCCCAGCCCAGCUCUGCGCCCCUCCACGGGCAGCCGCUAGUGGUGCUGCAGGGCAACGGCAUCACCCUGGAGCAUCACACUUCCCGGGAGCCCAGCCCCGGGCAGCCCAGCACCUUUACUGUGCCCUUCCGGGAGCAAGCGUGGCAGCGGCCUGAUGGGCAGCCGGCCACGAGGGAGCACCUGCUGAUGGCGCUGGCGGGGAUCGAUGCCCUCCUGAUCCAAGCGUCCCACACCCAGCGGCCCAUGGAGAGCAGGGUCUCCGACCUCAGCAUGGAUGUGGCUGUGCCUGAGGUCACCAGCCAGGACCCUGCCCUGGAGGUGGAGCAGUGCACCUGCCCGCCGGGUUACCGGGGCCCGUCCUGCCAGGACUGUGACACAGGCUUUACACGCAUGCCCGGCGGCCUCUACCUGGGCACCUGUGAACGCUGCAGCUGCCACGGCCACGCGGAGGCCUGUGAGCCUGAGACAGGUGCUUGCCAGGGUUGCCAGCACCAUACGGAGGGCUCUCGGUGUGAGCAGUGCCAGCCAGGAUACUACGGAGAUGCCCAGCGUGGGACGCCCCAGGACUGCCAGCUGUGCCCGUGCCAUGGAGCCCCUGCUGCUGGCCAGGCUGCCCACACCUGCUUUCUGGACACAGACGGCCACCCCACCUGUGACUCGUGUUCUCCAGGCCACAGCGGGCGUCACUGUGAGAGGUGUGCCCCUGGUUACUAUGGCAACCCCCGCCUGGGCCAGCCUUGCCAGAGAGACGGCCAGGUGCCAGAUGGGACAGGCUGCAAAUGUGACCCCCAGGGCAGCAUCAGCAGUCAGUGUGAUGCCGCUGGCCAGUGUCAGUGCAAGGCCCAGGUGCAAGGCCCCACCUGCAGCCACUGCCAGCCCCACCACUUCUACCUGAGCGCCAGCAACCCAGAGGGCUGCCUGCCCUGCUUCUGCAUGGGUGUCACCCAGCAAUGUGCCAGCUCCUCCUACACUCGUCACGUGAUCUACACCUACUUCGCCCCUGGGGACUUCCAAGGCUUCGCCCUGGUGAAUCCACAGCGCAACAGCCGCCUGGCGGAAGACUUCACUGUGGAACCUGUGCCCGAUGGCGCCCAGCUGUCUUUCGGCAACUUUGCCCACCUGGGCCACGAGUCCUUCUACUGGCAGCUGCCGGAGAUGUACCAGGGAGACAAGGUGGCAGCGUAUGGCGGGAAACUGCGGUACACCCUCUCCUACACUGCAGGGCCACAGGGCAGCCCGCUCUCUGACCCUGACGUCCAGAUCAUGGGCAACAACAUCAUGCUGGUGGCCUCCCAGCCAGCACCACAGGGCCCUGAGAAGAAGAGUUAUGAGAUCGUCUUCCGAGAGGAAUUCUGGCGCCGGCCAGAUGGGCAGCCAGCCACCCGCGAGCACCUUCUGAUGGCACUGGCCGACCUGGAUGAGCUCCUGAUCCGGGCCACAUUCACCUCAGUGCCCCUGGCAGCCAGCAUCAGUGCUGUGAGCCUGGAGGUGGCCCAGCGGGGCCCCUUGGAUGGACCCCGGGCCCUGGAGGUGGAGGAGUGUCGCUGUCCCCCAGGCUACAUGGGCUUGUCCUGCCAGGACUGUGCUCCGGGCUACACGCGCACCGGGAGUGGGCUCUACCUUGGCCAUUGCGAGCUGUGUGAGUGCAACGGCCACUCCGACCUGUGCCACCCGGAGACCGGGGCCUGCUCGCAAUGCCAGCACAACGCUGCCGGGGAGUUCUGCGAGCUGUGUGCUCCUGGCUACUAUGGAGAUGCCACAGCCGGGACGCCAGAGGACUGCCAGCCCUGCGCCUGCCCACUGACCAACCCAGAGAACAUGUUCUCCCGCACCUGUGAGAGCCUGGGGGCCGGCGGGUACCGCUGCACAGCCUGUGAGCCCGGCUACACCGGCCAGUACUGUGAGCAGUGUGCCCCGGGUUAUGUGGGUAACCCCAAUGUGCAAGGGGGCCGGUGCCUGCCACAGAACCAGGCCUCGUUGGUGGUCCAGGUCCAUCCUGCUCGGAGCGUAGUGCCUGAAGGAGGCUCCCACUCCCUGCGGUGCCAGGCCAGUGGGAACCCACCCCACUACUUCUACUGGUCCCGUGAGGAUGGGCAGCCUGUGCCCAGCAGCACCCAGCAGCGACAUCAAGGUGCUGAGCUCCACUUCCCCAGCGUGCAGCCCUCCGAUGCCGGGGUCUACCUGUGCACCUGCCGCAGCCUCCACCAUGUCAACGCCAGCCGGGCAGAGCUGCUGGUCACUGAGGCGCCCAGCAAGCCCAUCACGGUGACGGUGGAGGAGCAGCGGAGCCAGAGUGUGCGGCCCGGAGCGGACGUCACUUUCAUCUGCACGGCCAAGAGCAAGUCUCCCGCCUACACCCUGGCGUGGACCCGCCUGCACAAUGGGAAACUGCCCUCGCGAGCCAUGGACUUCAAUGGCAUCCUGACCGUCCGCAACGUGCAGCCGAGCGAUGCGGGCACCUACGUGUGCACUGGCUCCAACAUGUUCGCCAUGGACCAGGGCACGGCCACGCUGCACGUGCAGGGCUCUAGCACCUCAUCUGCUCCUGUGGUCUCCAUCCACCCACCGCAGCUGACCGUGCAGCCCGGGCAGAUGGCAGAGUUUCGGUGUAGUGCCAGGGGGAACCCCACACCCACCCUUGAGUGGAUAGGGGGCCCCGGGGGCCAGCUCCCUCCGAAGGCACAGAUCCAUGGGGGCCUCCUGCGCCUGCCAGCUGCCGAGCCUUCAGAUCAGGGCCAGUAUGUGUGCCGCGCCCUCAACAGUGCUGGGCAGCACAUGGGCAGGGCUGUCCUCCAGGUGCACGGCAGCAAUGGGCCCAGGGUCCAGGUAAGCCCAGAGCGCAUCCAGGUGCACGAAGGCCACACCGUCAGGCUAUACUGCAGGGCCACAGGGGUGCCCACUGCCACCAUCACCUGGAGGAAGGAGGGCGGCAGCCUGCCCCCACAGGCCCGGUCUGAGCGCAUGGACAUCUCCACACUGGUCAUCCCGGCCAUCACAUCUGCCGACGCCGGCUUCUACCUCUGUGUGGCCACCAGCCCCACUGGCACAGCACAGGCCCGCAUCCAGGUGGCCGUCACGUCAGCCUCAGGUGCCAGCUCAGUGCCGGUCAGGAUUGAAUCUUCAUCACCAACUGUGACCGAAGGGCAGCUGCUCGACCUCAGCUGUGUGGCGGCCGGGUUUGCCCACUCCCAGAUCACGUGGUACAAGCGAGGGGGCAGCCUGCCUCCCCAUGCUCAGGUCCAUGGCUCCAGGCUGCGGCUCCCACAGGUCUCACCAGCAGACUCCGGAGAAUAUGUGUGCCGAGUAGAGAGCGAGGCGGGUGCCAAGGAGGCGUCCAUUGUGGUCUCUGUGCUCAACAGUGCCCAGCUGGGCCUCAGCCGAGUGCCUGGCAGCACCCAGCCCAUCCACAUCGAGUCCUCCUCCUCCCACGUGGCCGAGGGGCAGACCCUGGAUCUGAACUGCGUGGUGCCUGGGCAGGCACAGGUGACCUGGCACAAGCGUGGGGGCAGCCUCCCUGCCCGGCACCAGACCCACGGCUCGCUCCUGCGGCUACACCAAGUGUCCCCUGCUGAUUCUGGCGAGUAUGUGUGCCAUGUGGUCCUCGGCUCUAAGCAUCUGGAGACCUCUGUCCUGGUCUCCAUCAAGCCCUCUGACUCCAUCCCUGCCCCAGCACCUGUCCCACCUAUCAGGAUCGAGUCUUCAUCCCCCACAGUGACCGAGGGGCAGAGCCUGGAUCUCAGCUGCAUGGUGGCAGGGCAGGCGCAUGCCCAGGUCACAUGGUACAAGCGUGGGGGCAGCCUGCCUGCCCGGCAUCAGGUCCGUGGCUCCCACCUGUACAUCUUCCAAGUCUCCCCAGCAGAUGCUGGAGAGUACGUCUGCCGGGCCAGCAGUGGUGCGGAGGCCUCCAUCACAGUCACAGUGACCAGGACCUACCCUACGGGUAGCACCCAGCCCAUCCGCAUCGAGUCCUCCUCCUCCCACGUGGCCGAGGGGCAGACCCUAGAUCUGAACUGCGUGGUGCCCGGGCAGGCGCAUGCCCAGGUCACGUGGCACAAGCGUGGGGGCAGCCUGCCCGCUCAGCACCAGACCCACGGCUCCCUGUUGAGGCUGCACCAGGUGUCCCCUGCCGACUCGGGCGAGUAUGUGUGCCAGGUGGUGGGCAGCCCUGUGCCGCUGGAGACCUCCGUCCUGGUUUCCAUUGAGCCAGUGGGCUCUGUGCCUGCACUCGGUGUCACCCCCCCAAUCCGGAUCGAGUCGUCCUCCUCCCAUGUGGCCGAAGGGCAGACCCUGGACCUGAACUGCAUGGUACAAGGGCAGGCCCAAGCCCAGAUCACCUGGCACAAGCUUGGGGGCAACCUGCCUGCCCGGCACCAGGUACACGGCUCCAGGCUGCGGCUACCCCAGGUGACCCCCGCCGACUCCGGGGAGUACGUGUGCCGCGUGACCAGUGGCUCAGAUACCUACGAGGCCUCGGUCCUGGUCAGCAUCCAGCAGCGCCUCAGCCCCUCCCAGACCCAGAGUGUGUUGUACCCCAUCCACAUUGAGUCCUCCUCAGCCUCGCUGGCCAAUGGGCACACCCUGGACCUCAACUGCCUGGUGGCCACCCACACCCCCCACACCAUCACCUGGUACAAGCGGGGAGGCAGCUUACCCAGUCGGCACCAGAUCGUGGGCUCCCGGCUACGGAUCCCCCAGGUGACCCCAGCAGACUCCGGGGAGUACGUGUGUCAUGUCAGUAACGGUGCUGGUUCACAGGAGACCUCUCUCAUCGUCACCAUCCAGGGCAGUGGCUCCUCCCAGGUGCCCAGUGUCUCCCCACCAAUCCGGAUCGAGUCCUCGUCCCCCACAGUGGUGGAAGGGCAGACCCUGGAUCUGAACUGCGUGCUUGCCGGGCAGACCCAGGCUACCAUCACCUGGUACAAGCGCGGGGGCAGCCUGCCUGCCAAACACCAGACCCACGGCUCCCACCUGCAGCUGCACCAGCUGUCUGUGGCUGACUCUGGCGAGUACGUGUGCCGGGCCAACAACAACAUCGAUGCCCAGGAGGCCUCCAUCAUGGUCUCCGUCUCUCCCAGCACCCACAAACCCUCCGCCCCCGGAGGUGCUGGGCCCAUCCAAAUUGAAUCAUCAUCUUCACACAUAACUGAAGGGCAGACUCUGGAUCUGAACUGUGUGUUUCCCGGGCAGGCUCAUGCCCAGGUCACGUGGCACAGGCGCAGGGGCAGCCUGCCCGCUCACCAUCAGACCCAUGGCUCCAGGCUGCGGCUGUACCAGGUGUCCCCAGCUGAUUCGGGCGAGUACGUGUGCCGUGUGCUGGGCAGCUCUGGUCCCCAGGAGGCCUCAGUCUUGGUCACCAUUGAAGCCUCUGGCUCUAGCACUGUCCGCGUCCCUGCCACAGGUGGUGCCCCACCCAUCCACAUAGAGAAGUCCUCCUCUCGAGUGGCUGAAGGGCAGACCCUCGAUCUGAACUGCGUGGUGCCCGGGCAGGCCCAUGCCCAGGUCACAUGGCACAAGCGCGGGGGCAGCCUGCCCGCCCAGCACCAGGUCCAUGGGCCCCUGCUGAGGCUGAACCACGUGUCCCCGGCGGACUCCGGCGAGUACUCAUGCCAAGUGACGGGGAGCUCAGGCACCCUGGAAGCUUCUGUCCUGGUUACAGUUGAGGCCUCUAGCCCAGGCCCCAUUCCUGCCCCAGGACUGGCCCAGCCCAUCUACAUCGAGGCCUCCUCCUCCCACGUGGCUGAAGGGCAGACCGUGGACCUGAACUGCGUGGUGACCGGGCAGGCGCAUGCUCAGGUCACAUGGCACAAGCGCGGGGGCAGCCUGCCCACCCAGCACCAGACCCAUGGCUCCCGGCUGCGGCUCCACCACGUGUCCCCUGCUGACUCUGGAGAGUACAUCUGCCGGGUGGCUGGUGGCUCAGGCUCUGAGCAGGAGGCCUCCUUCACGGUCACAGUCACCCCCAGCUCUGGGUCUUCCUACCGCCUCCGCAGCCCUGUCAUCUCCAUUGACCCACCCAGCAGCACGGUGCACCAGGGCCAGGAUGCCAGCUUCAGGUGCCUUAUCCAUGAGGGGGCACUGCCUAUUAGCCUAGAGUGGAAGACCCGGAACCAGGAACUGGAGGACAACGUCCACAUCAGCCCCAAUGGCUCUAUCAUCACCAUUGUGGGCACCCGGCCGAGCAACCACGGGGCCUAUCGCUGCGUAGCCUCCAACACUUACGGUGUGGCCCAGAGUGUUGUGAACCUCAGCGUGCAAGGGCCCCCUACAGUGUCCGUGCUCCCUGAGGGACCGGUGUGGGUGAAAGCAGGAAAGGACAUCACCCUGGAAUGUGUCAGUCCUGGGGAGCCCCGCUCCUCUGUCCGCUGGACCCGGGUGGGCAGCCCUGCAAGGAUCGAGCCGCGGACAUAUGGGCACGUGAACAGCCACGCGGUGCUAAAGAUUUCAUCAGCUAAACCAUCUGACGCAGGCACCUACGUGUGCCUCGCUCAGAAUGCCCUGGGCACAGCACAGAAGCGGGUGGAAGUGACUGUGGACACUGGUACUGCUGCCCCCGGAGCCCCCCAGGUUCAAGUUGAAGAAGCUGAGCUGACUGUGGAGGCUGGAUACACGGCCACACUGCGCUGCUCAGCCACAGGCAGCCCCCCACCCAUCAUCCACUGGUCCAAGCUGCGCUCCCCACUGCCCUGGCAGCACCGACAGGAAGGGGACACACUCAUCAUCCCCCAAGUAGCCCAGCAGGACUCAGGCCAGUACAUCUGCAAUGCCACCAGCCCCACCGGUCACGCUGAGGCCACCAUCCUCCUGCACGUAGAGAGCCCACCGUAUGCCACCAUAGUUCCGGAGCAGGUGUCAGUGCAGGCUGGGAAGCCGGUGCAGCUGCAGUGCCUGGCUCACGGCACACCCCCGCUCACCUUCCAGUGGAGCAGGGUGGGCGGCAGCCUUCCUGGGAGGGCAACCACCAGGAGCCAGCUGCUGCACCUGGAGCCCGCCGGCCCUGAGGACGCUGGCCGCUACCGCUGCCAGGUCACCAACAAGGUGGGCUCAGCUGAGGCCUUCGCUCAGGUGCUUAUCGAAGGCCCCUCCGGCUCUCUCCCUGAUACCCGUGGCCCAGCAGAACCCUCGCCCACCGUGCAGGUCACUCCACAGCUGGAUACCAAGAGCAUCGGGGCCAGCGCCGAGUUCCACUGUGCCGUUCCCGGUGACCGGGGCACCCAGCUCCAUUGGUUCAAGGAAGGCAGUCAGCUGCCUCCUGGCCACAGUGUGCAGGACGGGGUGCUCCGACUCCAGAAUUUAGACCAGAGCUACCAAGGGACGUAUGUUUGCCAAGCUCAUGGACCUUGGGGACAGGCCCAGGCCAGUGCCCGGCUGAUUGUCCAAGCCCUGCCCUCUGUGCUCAUCAACACCCGCACCUCCGUGCAGACUGUGGUGGUCGGCCAUUCUGUUGAGUUCGAGUGCCUGGCGCUGGGUGAUCCCAAGCCUCAGGUGACGUGGAGCAAAGUUGGAGGGCGCCUGCGGCCUGGCAUCAUGCAGAGCGGAAGUGUCAUCAGGAUUGCCCACGUAGAGCUGGCCGAUGCGGGACAGUACCGCUGCACAGCCACCAACGCUGCUGGCACCACCCAGUCCCACGUGCUGCUGCUUGUGCAAGCCUUGCCCCAGAUCUCAACACCCCCAGAGGUCCGAGUGCCUGCUGGUUCUGCAGCCGUCUUCCCCUGCAUGGCCUCAGGCUACCCGGCUCCUAACAUCACCUGGAGCAAGCUGGAUGGCGACUUGCCCCCCGGAAGCCGCCUGGAGAAAAACAUGCUGAUGCUGCCCUCGGUCCGGCCACAGGAUGCAGGCACCUAUGUCUGCACUGCCACCAACCGGCAGGGCAAGGUCAAGGCCUUUGCCUAUCUGCAAGUGCCAGAGAGAGUGGUGCCCUACUUCACCCAGACCCCACAUUCCUUCCUGCCACUGCCCACCAUCAAGGAUGCCUACAGGAAAUUUGAGAUCAAGAUCACCUUCCGGCCAGAUUCAGCUGAUGGGAUGCUGCUGUACAACGGGCAGAAGCGGGGCCCAGGGAGCCCCACCAACCUGGCCAGCAGACAGCCUGACUUCAUCUCCUUCGGUCUUGUGGGCGGGAGGCCUGAGUUCCGGUUUGAUGCGGGCUCUGGCAUGGCCACUAUCCGCCACCCCACACCGCUGGCCCUGGGCCAGUUCCACACCGUGACCCUACUGCGCAGCCUCACCCAGGGCUCCCUGAUUGUGGGUAGCCUGGCCCCAGUGAACGGGACCUCCCAGGGCAAGUUCCAGGGCCUGGACCUAAAUGAGGAGCUGUACCUGGGUGGCUACCCCGACUAUGGUGCCAUCCCCAAGGCAGGGCUGAGUGGCGGCUUCGUGGGCUGUGUCCGGGAGCUGUGCAUCCAGGGCGAGGAGAUCAUCUUCCAUGACCUCAACCUCACAGCGCAUGGCAUCUCCCACUGCCCCACCUGCCGGGACCGGCCAUGCCAGAAUGGAGGCCAGUGCCACGACUCAGAGAGCAGCAGCUAUGUGUGUGUCUGCCCAUCCGGCUUCACCGGGAGCCGCUGUGAGCACUCGCAGGCCCUGCACUGCCACCCAGAGGCCUGUGGGCCCGAUGCCACCUGUGUGAACCGGCCCGACGGUAGAGGCUACACCUGCCGCUGCCACCUGGGCCGCUCAGGGAUGAGAUGUGAGGAAGGUGUGACAGUGACCACCCCAUCCAUGUCGGGCACUGGCUCUUACCUGGCACUCCCUGCCCUCACCAACACACACCACGAGCUACGGCUGGACGUCGAGUUCAAGCCCCUGGUGCCCGAUGGGAUCCUGCUGUUCAGCGGGGGGAGGAUCGGGCCAGUGGAGGACUUCGUGUCCCUGGCAAUGGUUGGCGGCCACCUGGAGUUCCGCUACGAGCUGGGAUCAGGGCUGGCUGUCCUGCGGAGUCCUGAGCCUCUGGCCCUUGGCCGCUGGCACCGCGUGUCUGCGGAGCGCCUGAAUAAGGACGGCAGUUUGCGGGUGAAUGGGGGGCGCCCAGUGCUGCGCUCCUCGCCAGGCAAGAGCCAGGGCCUCAACCUGCACACCCUUCUCUACCUGGGAGGCGUGGAGCCCUCCGUCCCACUGUCCCCGGCCACCAACGUGAGCGCUCACUUCCGUGGCUGUGUGGGCGAGGUGUCUGUGAAUGGCAAGCGACUGGACCUUACCUACAGCUUCCUGGGAAGCCAGGGAAUUGGGCAGUGCUAUGACAGCUCCCCCUGCGAGCGCCAGCCGUGCCGCAAUGGCGCCACGUGCAUGCCCGCUGGCGAGUACGAGUUCCAGUGCUUAUGUCAAGAUGGCUUCAAAGGAGACCUCUGUGAACAUGAGGAGAACCCCUGCCAGCUCCGUGAGCCCUGCCUGCAUGGGGGCACCUGUCAGGGUACCCACUGCCUGUGCCCACCUGGCUUCUCUGGCUCACACUGCCAACAAGGGUCUGGACAUGGCACAGUGGAGUCCGAUUGGCAUGUGGAAGGCAGUGGGGGCAAUGAUGCCCCCGGGCAGUACGGAGCCUUCUUCCAGGACAAUGGCUUCCUAGCCCUUCCCAGCCGAGUCUUCUCCCGGAGCCUGCCCGAAGUGCCCGAGACCAUCGAGCUGGAGGUCCGGACCAGCACAGCCAGUGGACUGCUGCUCUGGCAGGGCAUGGAGACAGGAGAGACCAACCGAGGGAAGGACUUCAUCGGCCUUGGACUGCAGGACGGCCACCUUGUUUUCAGCUACCAGCUGGGCAGUGGCGAAGCCCGCCUUGUCUCUGAGGACCCUGUCAAUGACGGCGAGUGGCACCGGGUGACAGUGCUGCGAGAGGGCCGCAGAGGCUCCAUCCAGGUUGACGGCGAGGAGCUGGUGAGCGGCCAGUCCCCGGGCCCCAAUGUGGCGGUCAAUACCAAGGGCAGCGUGUACAUCGGCGGAGCCCCAGAUGUGGCCGCACUGACCGGAGGCAGGUUCUCCUCGGGCAUCACAGGCUGUAUCAAGAACCUCGUGCUCCCGGGAUACCCCUCGGGGCUGCAAGGAAGAACCACCCCCCAGCUCCUCCCUGGAGCACCCAGCACUGAGGUUUCACCACACCGAGCCACAACCCCCGCUCUCCUGGAAGUGAAGGCCCAGGGACUUGGGGGAGCUGGUGGUCGGGAAGAGCCAGUGCCUUACAGUGGGGAGGCCGAGACCUGGGGGGAGCUGAGGGGAAAUGACGGCCCCGUCCCUGGGAGCCCAGUGACCUGGUGGUCAGCCGUCCCCAUCCUGUGGCAUUGGGAUGCCUGGCCUCAGGUCUUAGAAGGGACCCUCCUGUGGUCUUUGUCUUGA